This is a messenger RNA of Ictalurus furcatus (blue catfish), 1026 nucleotides long. Its product is annotated as prolyl 4-hydroxylase subunit alpha-2. The transcript has 4 exons. The record is from RefSeq and is a predicted model, not a curated record. Bases 200 to 580 code for a protein of 126 amino acids. Gene Ontology annotation, biological process: peptidyl-proline hydroxylation to 4-hydroxy-L-proline. Lineage: Eukaryota; Metazoa; Chordata; Actinopteri; Siluriformes; Ictaluridae. Gene Ontology annotation, cellular component: endoplasmic reticulum. Gene Ontology annotation, molecular function: L-ascorbic acid binding; iron ion binding; procollagen-proline 4-dioxygenase activity.
AGGGUCACAGGGAACCUGGAGCCUAUCCCAGGGAGCAUUGGGCACAAGGCGGGAUACACCCUGGACAGGGUGGCAAUCCAUCACAGGGCACAAUCACAUACACAUUCACACACCCAUUCAUACACUAUGGACACUUUGGACAUGCCAAUCAGCCUACCAUGCAUGUCUUUGGACUGGGGGAGGAAACCGGGGAACACGGAUGAAACCCCCAAAUGACACUCCAGCUGUUCAAAAACUUUUGACUGGCAGUGUACAUAUAAGAACUUUUUUAAUUUUGUCGACUGUACAGGUGGAAAAUGGCCUUCCAUUUACUGAGAAAAGGAUUGCAACUGUCCUGCUCUAUAUGAGUGAUGUUGAAGUUGGUGGGGCCACUGUGUUUCCUGAUAUUGGUGCUGCACUUCCACCAAAAAGAGGUUCGGCAGUGAUUUGGUUCAACCUACUAAAGAGUGGAGAAGUGGAUACCAGAACUUUGCAUGCUGCAUGCCCAGUUUUUGUAGGCAGUAAGUGGGUUGCCAAUAAGUGGAUCUGCUGUCGGGGACAAGAGUUCAGGAGAAGGUGCGCUCUGUCCAAGUCUGACUGAGACUGAAAACUGAAACUUGAUGUGUCUGAUUUCUCAAGAUACUUUUUCCCCAUCACAGGGCUUAUGAAAGAACUCUACCUAAAGCAAGCUGAAAAGCUUUUCAGAACUAAGAUAUUUGGCAUAGAUCAAAGGGGCUGAUUAGAUUUGUACCAAUUUUUUGUAAUGUGUAUUUGCACAAUAAAACACAGAAUUGAUACGCAAGGUAAAUAUAUAUUAGUUUACUAUUUAAUAUGACGUGUAACGUAAUAAUUGUCAUGGUAAAAUUUGAGAAACUUUAUUAAUUGAAUAUUAUAACAUUAUAAUGUUGAAUAUUUUAUAUUAGUACUCAACAUUGACAUUUCAAGAGUAAUAAUUUUUUAAUUACUUAAUUUUCCAUUCAGAUAAAGCAGUGAAUGAUUAAUCUUAAUCAAAGGCAGCAUUUCAGUGUGCUCUUACUAAACACCAAA